AUGUCGGCUACUUUCGGUUCUUCUGAUCGCGCUGAAAAGUCUGGUGUUGCUUUGGAGGCUCAACAAAAAGUUCAUGAUAAAUAUGACACUGAAUUGGCUGCGGAUAUUUUGAAAUGGGUUCAGGUUUGUUAACUUUAAACUUUACUUUAACUUUAAAACUUUAAAAACUUUAAAAAUCAAUAGAAUUUUGUUUUGAUAAAAUCAGGUUUUAUGAUGAAAUUUUUUUAGUCCGUUACCGGACAAGCAAUCAAUACUUCUGGAGAUGCCAAUAACUUCAUUGAACUUUUCCGCGACGGAUCUCUUCUCUGCACGUGAGUUUUUUUUAAAUUUUUGUUAUGAUCAAUUUACAAUACUGAAAAUGUUCAGUCUCGCCAAUUCGCUCAAGUCUGGCUCUGUCAAAAAAAUCAAUACAUCGGCAAUGGCUUUCAAGAAAAUGGAAAAUAUUUCAUUCUUCCUUCAAUUUGCUGAACAAUUUGUUCAUAAGACAGAACUUUUCCAGGUUUGUGUUCUAGUAAAUAAUUAAAUAUAAUUGGAAAAUUAACUAUUAUUUCAGACUGUUGAUUUGUAUGAAGGACAAGAUCCAAAUGCAGUUUUGAUUUGCUUGGCUUCUUUGGCUCGAAAAUCAGCCAAGAAUUUCGGACAUGAAGGACUUGGACCAAAAGAAGCAGAAGCUGAAAAGAGAGAAUGGUCGGAAGAACAAUUGAAAGCUGGACAAAAUGUGAUUGGACUUCAAAUGGGAAGCAACAAAGGCGCGAAUGCUUCUGGUAUGAAUUUUGGAAACACUCGCCAUAUGUAA
Caenorhabditis angaria is the source of this 796-nucleotide messenger RNA. The record is from the annotation of a GenBank genome assembly. NCBI's taxonomy places the organism in Eukaryota, Metazoa, Nematoda, Chromadorea, Rhabditida, Rhabditidae.